Messenger RNA from Enterobius vermicularis (human pinworm), 1049 nucleotides. The record is from the annotation of a GenBank genome assembly. NCBI's taxonomy places the organism in Eukaryota, Metazoa, Nematoda, Chromadorea, Rhabditida, Oxyuridae.
AUGAUGGAAGAGGCUGACCAGACAACUUCCUCGUUCAACGCUAUGGGAAUACGUGAGCGCUUCCUUGCAGCUGUUGAGCGGGCGCGUGCUCAAGACUUCACUAACCUGGUCGAGGAGUUACAAAUAAUUCACGAGCUAACUUCUCUGAGGGAUCGGCCAGACACAAUAGUGGUUGUUGAUGAGGAUGAACCCUCAAACUCACCAUCUGUAUUAUCACAAUCAAGGCAUCGAUCAACACCUAGAAGUACAAGCGUUACUCCUACCGGAGAUGAUACAAGUAAUAAUGAAACUGAUGCACCAUCUCCUGACGGACCUCGAGAAAGACCUGAGUUUACCAGGCUUUCAGCCCGUCAGAGACAGGAGUUUCCAAGAUUACAACAAGCUCAGAUAUUUGCUAAACAUCGAUUAUUUUUUAUAGGUGUUGGGACAGUUUUCAACGUCUUGUCUUUCAAAACUGACCCCGUCUUAGAGAAAACAUUUUUUAUGACAUUUUGUGCUGUACUUAUCGCUCAUCUUUUUAUAAAAGUCGUCUCUAUCCAAGUUAAAAUUCUGGUUGCAGCCUUUCCGUCUUGCCUUGUUGCAAGUAAACGCCAGCGUCGGUUUUUUCAGUGGCUGGAGUACAGUUCGCAAGUUUAUCAAUACAGUACAGUUAUCCCCCAGUGGUGUUGCUUUUUUAUAUAUGCUGGAGAUAGCAAUAUAACACGAUACAGUGGUUACUGUUUUGCGUUUGUGUAUGUGCUGUUUAAGGCGUUUUGUUUCAUUGAACUGGGAAAAUGCUGGCUUAACAGCACACGUUACGUUCAUCGCCUUGUUUCGGUUGGGACUAAACCUAGCCCUGCAGACAUUGAUUAUCAACAGCGGUGCGCCAUCUGUUUUGCUAAUUAUGAUACUCCGAUAGAAUUAUCUUGUCGACAUAUCUUUUGUGAAGAAUGUAUCAGCACUUGGCUGGACAAGGAGCAUAGUUGCCCACUUUGUAGGGCUAUUGUUACAAAGGAAGACAAUUUUUGGAAAAGCGGGGACACUUGUUUAUUACCCCAGGUAUUCUAGUA